CAAGAAUGUCCCGUCUUCAAUUACCUUCACAGAAGUCGACCGAUGAGUCAUUCGUAUUUCGGCAGCUAGAGCCACCACUUCUGGAACAUAUUUUCGCCUUAACACCGUGAUCGUGUCCAUCGUACGGCUCACCCGCAGUUUACCGCCAGUAGCGUGCUACUAGAAGCAUCGCGACGAGGCUGGCCGAUCCACAGGCUAAAGCUUGCCUCGUGCCUAUCGAUCACGAGUACAUCUUGCCGCUUCCUGCCACGAGUGCUAACCGUCUGCCUCCUCACGGGUCUGCUCCACAAAAGUUUUCCCUGAUUUCAGCUCCAGUGAAGUUACUCUCAGAUAGAACAGAAGUUUCCCGUAAUGCGCGAUAUGGCAGCAGCUUCCUCUUGGGAGUCCGGACUCACAUCGUGUGCCUCCAAGCGUGUUUCGCUAGUAUACGUGGCUCUGUUCGCGUUAGUGGUGGUCCCGUUACUGCUCUUCUUCGUCCUCGCGGACUCGCGGACGCUGUAUGCUGAUACAGCGAGCCUGCAUUUUUGGCUCGGCCCGGUUUCCGUGGCCGGCGGCGCCGGAUCCGGUCAGCAGUCCCUGAACGCGAAAGAUCAGGGUGUAUCAAACGCUGACGUGGUUACUGAUAGCAAUAGCAGCCAAGACCGGUGCCGAAGUCCGGAAACGGCGAUAGCAACGUCAGCAGACACGUCAGCAGAGCCCGAUCCGGUCUGUUGGUGGUCGGGCGACUAUGGCGGGUACGGCGGCGGGGAAUCCGGCUCGUCCGACACCAGCGGGGGGAGUAUGAACGCUCAAACGAACAGCCGGCGGAGAAGGAGGGGAGGAGGACGCUUAGGAGGCGUGUCGGUCUUCGGCGGGGGUUGUUCGCGGUGCACGGUGGGCGAGCUGUGCGCGUUCGAGAUCGCCAUCAGAGCGCCGGCCAAGUGGGUGGCCGUCCAAGCAAAGCCGAGCCAGACACGCGCCAGGAAGGCGCGCCCUAAACCGGCGGCUCGACGCGCCCUGAGCUCGCGUGUGUUUGAAGCUACUGAUGGAGGAUUCAACGGAUCCAGGAGUAGCGGCGGCAGCGGCCGGUCCCUAAGAGUGACUGGUUCUGGUUCUGAUAGCGCCGGCAAUAGUGGCGACGUCGGCAGUAGUGGCAGCGCCAGCAGGAGCAGCAGCAGCAGCAGCAGGCGUAUUGGAAUUGGCGGGUUCCGGGAGUCGCUGGUGGUGCGGCUGGUGGGGCCUGCGUUGGCUGUAGCGGAUGUGACUACAGAGGAGGGUGACGUCACGCGAUGGCGAGUGACGUACCGAGUGUGGGACGCAGGUAACUACAGCGUUCUGGUCCAAUCAGAGUGCGACACGUUGGACUUUGCUCCCGACUUCUUGGAGCGAGCGAACAGCACUAGAUCCCAUGUCAUGGCCGAGUGGGUCCUCACUGUCCUCCCAUCCACCGAUCCAGUGACCAAACCAGCUACCGAACCAUCCACUGAACCAGCCAUCGAGCCAGCUACCGAGUAUGCAAUGGACGGUCCAGAUUCGCCCUGCGACCACUCCAUCCACGCCCGGUGGCUCUUCCACCCCAAGGAACGCGCAUACACGUGGCAGUUCUACCCCUGCGCGCACCCGGUCCCCCCUCAAGAGCUCUGGCUCUCCGCCCUCCAAUCCCGGGGCAUUACCGAGAUGAACUUCGUCGGGGACUCGCACGUGCGGUUCUUAUUUCACCACCUCUUCUUCCUCCUCACUGGAAAGGCCAAUGCCUCCACUGUCUCAUUCCACGGAGACAUCCGAUUGGUCGUGCCGCCCCCCACGCCGAACCUGCAGCCAUUAAAGCUCAAUUUUUACUGGAUCGGAGGAAUUUUUGUCGACGGGCCUUUUGGCUGCAUCAACAAGCACGUCUGGGCGCUUCAAAAGAUCAACUUCCCAGAGAUCUCCCCCACGGCGCAGGUGACGCUGGUGGACGGUGGCUUCUGGACCGCCACUUUCUGUGACGAGCCCGAGAACGCGUUCGGGUAUUAUCUGCCUAACUUCCUGCAAUGGGUUUGGUCCAGGGUGGAACUGGCACGGCAGGCGCACCAGCAGCAGCAGCAGCAACAGCAACAGCAACAGCAACAGCAGGAGCAACAGCAGCAGCAGCAGCAGCAGCAGCAGCGGGGACUACAAACUCGGAAGCUGCAGGAGCAGCCGUUGCAGGGGCAGCAAUCGGCAGCACAAAUACGGAGGCUGCAGCAGCAGGGGGGUAAUCAGCCACAGGAGGUUGAGCCAGAGGCAGCAGCAGCAACACCACCGCCAGCCAAGGCCCCCUGGUUCUUAUACCGAAGCAUCCCUCCCAAGCGGCUCAACGACUAUUGUGAUGUCGGAACAAAUGCGCUCAUUUCGCAUAUGAAUAAUGUUGCCGCUGGACAUUUAGGGCGCUACGGGCUGCCGUUUUUCAAUGACUGGCUGAUUGCAGCGCCGAGACCCGAUGAUACGUGCGGGCACCAGGAUGUGCACUACACCUGCUUCUCUAAGGCCCGGAAAGGUAGGGAUACAACGACGGAGGGGAACUAUAAUGGCCCUGUGGGAGAGGCGAUGGUGUGGAAUUUUAUAUAUCAUCUCGUGUACAUGCUUGAUUAAAAUGUUGAACUAACGCCUGUUAAGUUCAGCAUUGAGAUUGUAGUUCAGGCAAUUAUUGUCUGUACAUGAGAAGUUCAUCAAGAUCUGGCAUGCACAUAUA
This is a messenger RNA of Closterium sp. NIES-67, 2689 nucleotides long. NCBI's taxonomy places the organism in Eukaryota, Viridiplantae, Streptophyta, Zygnematophyceae, Desmidiales, Closteriaceae. The record is from the annotation of a GenBank genome assembly.